AUGGAUAACACGAGGGACCGCAGUGCUCAAAACGUUUGCAAUCGAAACGCAACAGAACACUCGAUGAAUAAAGCAGACAAUCCUAUGGUUGAAACGCUCAAAGAUGGUGUAUCUGGGAACACGGUUUCCGUUUCAUCGUCAAAUUUCAAACGAAGUGGAAAUCGUGGGCGGACUUGGCGCAUGAGGAAUGCUUCGAGAGGUUUCUCACGCGGCGCUUUUGGGAAGCAUCGCUUUUUGCCGGUUGGGAAGCAUCCUGACUAUGAGGCGUAUUUGGAGAGGUGCAAACAAGAACGAAUUAAGUUGCUCACAUCGGAGAAAGCAAAAGAAGAAGUGGUGAUGAAUAAUGGAUCGGUAGUUGGUGGAUUUGUUGUGCAUGAAAGUGAUGAUAGAAGCGUUGGAGCACGUAAAGCCUUGCUGAGACUUGUUGGGGACGAAGUCACUCUCGAGGAAGUCGAUUGUUGUGAUAGCGAUGAAGAGAGUCCAUUGACUCCGGCGAAUGAUCAGCAGAAUGAAACAAACAUGAAAGUUGAAGAAGAAUUGCGAACAGACAGCUUGGAUUUUGAAAAGAGCGAUCGAUUUCGAGAUGUGACGGUCGAGAAUGGUUCGAAUCAGGACGAUCCUUUAUGGGCCGAUGAAGGGGAUUGGCCGGACUUGUCAGGUGAAGUAGAUGAGGAGGCCGUUAGAAGAGCGGCAAAUCAACCGCUAACCGUCGAAUAUAACACUACGCAAGUAGCACCAGAGCUUAUGUCCAUGAACAGUGAGGAAAGUCAGAGUUCGCGUGCAAGUUCGAGAUGUGCAAAUCGAAUGGAACCAUCUGCGAAUGGUCAUGCAACAAAACUGCUAAGCGAUUAUGAGAAACAAGAAGAACGACAUUCAGAUGGUAGACAAUCGCUAUUCAUUCCGGAAAUUUUCACUCAUGACUCAUUUAAGCAAUUGUUCAAAUAUCCGGUCAAAUCAACAGUGGCAUUAUUCACAUCAGUGGCAAGCGUUUGGUGUUGGAAUGUUCAAAAAAUGAGUAUUGAAGCAGUCGGUAGCAGAAUCAAAGAAACAAUUGACUUAUGGAAUUCCGAAGCACUCGGCAGUGGUGGCAGUUUCGAAGCCAGUUCAGUGAAGGCAGAACGCGCUUCAUCUCUUCGGAUAUCAUCACAUCGCGCUUCAACUGCAUCACCAUCUCACCGAUCCAGAAGCCAUCAUUUCAAAAACAAAGAUGCGGAAGCACGUAAACACAAAAGCGAGACUGAGAACAGCGGUCGACUUGAUCGGCGGCAAAUGCAGUCUUCAACGCAUCAGAAAUUGUUGAAAGCGUCUUCAUCAGACCUAUUAGGACGCCAUGAAACUCACUCAGGAGAGCACCAGUCAUAUUCGGGGAAGCGACGUCGUCGCCGAAAACCACAUCGCGAUCAGCUUCGAAAACAAGAAUCCAGCAAAUGUGAAUCUCGUCACUCAUCAGAAAAGGAUCAACAUGCUCAAACUGAAGUCAUUAACAAGGAUGUUUUAACUCAGAAUUUUGACAAAGAUGCUGUAACAAAUCAAAAGAAGCAUAACAGUGUCAAUCAUCCUCUUUUAUCGACUCCUAUUUCUCCACCUCAAAUUCCAGUCAGACAUCGUCAUAUUGCUAAAUCCUCAUCUAAUUUUGACCAGAGGAUGGCCGUUCGUGAGCCCUUUGCGACAAAGAAAAGGAAAGAACCUGAUAGCUGCAAACUAGCUCAGGUCACACGGUCACUUGACUGUGUGGAUAAUGACAAUGAAGGGUUCUCUAAUAAAGUUGCGAAUAAGCAAAAUCAACUCACGAGUUAUGAAAACAAACAAUGGACAAUAAAGGAAGUGAAUGAAAAAUCAAAACAGUCGCCAAAUUAUCAAAGAAAUCAGCGAUAUGACAAGGCUUUCAGAGACCGAAAGCUGAAAUCCACAGUUCAUGAGAACGAUCAUCCCGAAUUGUGCAAAAAUGUGUACAACUCACCAAAAUCUACCGCUUCGUUUGAUGAAAGAACUUCUCCACUUCGUCGGUUCACAUCUGAAGCAACAAAAAAACAUCAGAGACCCUUGCCUAAAUCGUCGGAAUUCUGCUGUCGAGCCCCGUUUAUAUCAUCUCAAUCUCUUCAAGGAUCUCCACGUAAACCAUCAGAAUUCCCUCAAAAACCUCCAUCCAGGGCAUCAGAAACUUUCCAGCCAUCUUCAUCGAGACCUUCAGAAGCCCUGAAACAACCCAUGGUUGAAUCGGCGAGAAUCUUACAGCGACCUCUUCUUGGAGCACCUAGUACCACAUACCGUCGUUCACCUGGAUCAACAAGAACUGCUCAGAAACCCUUAUCUGAACCAGUGAAAACCGAACCAACAAGGAUUACUGAACGACUGCUACCAGAAGGAGGAUCUACUCUUGCCCCAAUUAAAACUAACAGCCUGAUUGAAUCAAUCCAGCAAAACUCUUCAUCUGCAUUGAUCCCCUCGCUGGGAUCAGUACGACCCAAUAGAGUGCGCACCACGAUUCCACCAAAACUUAAUGUGAAAUUCAACAGUAAUAUCACCCUCCACAAAAGCUCUGCAACUCAGCUUCCCAAAUGCGAGGAAAUUGAACCAUCCCGUACCCAGCCAUCUCCAUUAUCAAUGACUAUGAAUCAAUCCUGUCGAGGUGACUCGCAUACUAUUCGGAAUCAGUUGCACCCUGUAAUUGGUAUGGCUAUGAAUAGUCGACUACACGAUGCUUUAUCGUCGUUAUCAGCUCCUCGUGCGCCAAUAACUAACCGUAAGGUUGUUCGGACUGAGAAUUCGAAUAAUGAGAUGGGAAAACAAACUGGCAGUGCGGAUAAUGAUACAUCUAUGGUAAUUUCAUUAAGUAGACCAACGAAAUCAAUUCAAUAUAAUGAGGAAGUUGUUUUAACAAAGAAGCCGAGGUGGAUGUUGACGAGUGAUAGCUCAGCGACACUAACAAGCACUCAUACAGCAGCAGUUUCGUCAACGUUCGGAAACAAUAUUCAGCUUGCAUCUACUUCUUUAACAACUUCGACCACAAUCCAGCAACCGUCUACAAUCCCUCGGACCGCCGAUAAAGGUAGUGAGAUCGCUGUUCCAGCUGCUCGUGGAAAUGAAACGCACCUCUCAAAUAUUACUUCAAAACGAAUCAAACUACGUCUGCCUAGUUUAUCUUCCUCCUGA
Molecule: messenger RNA, 3153 nt
Organism: Anisakis simplex (herring worm)
Lineage: Eukaryota; Metazoa; Nematoda; Chromadorea; Rhabditida; Anisakidae
Source: the annotation of a GenBank genome assembly